AUGACUGAGGAGUGCAAUGGUGAGGACUUCAUCAUGGACAGCGAGAAGGGCAUCCAGCACGGGCCCCAGGACGACAAGCUCCUGGCAAUCAUCGACACGGCUUGCACCAAAACCGUGGCUGGAUACGCUUGGUUUGAGAAGUACGUCCAGGAGUUGCCACUUCUGACAAGCCCCACGGGGCAUCCAGCACUUUUGGUCUCUGAUUUUGGCAAGAACCCAUUGCUGGAAGAGUUGCCGGAGUUUUCACCCGAAGCCGUGCACAUUCCAGCGCUCGAAGCAUACAUGAGUGCGAUCGUUUUCGCAAGCUCAAGACUGCGAUCAACGGCACAGCCGGCCCUGACGAACCUCUCGUUGCUGUCGAUGCCGAGCAGCGGAACGUCACCAUGGGCAAUGGGGAAAUGGGAGCUGGCAGAGGCUCUCGAGAUGCGUGGUGUGACCGUCCAUCCCAAUUGGUCGGUCCCGGAGCUCAGGUCCAUUCUCCUGGAGCAACUGGAGUUGGAGAAGCCGGCAAAGAACGAGAACUCAAUGAAGGGGCUGACGAAGCUCAGCCUGGCAGAGCUCAUUGCGGAGGCGGAGAAACUGCAGAUCACUAUGCCUCCGAAACCCACACGUGGCCUGCUGAUGAGGAUGAUCCGGGACACCAAGACCACUCCUGCACAGACCCUGGUGACCUUUGGCAAGUUCAAAGGAUGGAUGUACCAGGAGAUCCCCUUGGGCUAUCUCCAGUGGAGUGUGCAGGAGACUCGUGCGAAUCAGAACUCGCACCCCGACCUGGUCCGUCUGGCAGCAUGGGCACAGGGGGAGAUCGAGCGCCGGGAGAAGGCGACAAGCAGUGGCACCCAAGUGCAGAAGGACCCGGAGGCCACGGCAGUGAUUCCACCUCCCCGCCUGAAGGCUAUGGGCGGCAAAGCGACUCCUCGGACACAUCGUGGAGCAGGGUCGCAAGUUCCUGCCAAAAGAUCGUUUGGCGGCCCUCAAGAAACGGGGCGCCAAUUGAAACAUGGUGGAGGGAAAGAUGGCCAAUCCCCGGGUGGCGUCACCGGUGAUGUGGCGGAGAUCAAAGACGUCGCGGGUGCCAACACCACUGGGUCUGAGAACUAUGAGGUAAAGUAUGACUCAAACAACUUGGACGCUCCGGAUGAGUUCCAGGCUUUUGAGAAUAAAGACACGAUCGGGCUUAGCAGAUCUGGUGGGGAGACUGAGUAUAAUCACUUCAACUUCGACGCUCCGGAUGAGAAUGAAGCUUUUGUGAAUGACAUCAAGAGCAAUGAAGUCACGGGUGACUUGUGGAGUGAGUCACCCAGGACAAGGGCAGGCAUGCGACGGAGGAGACUGGCAAAUCGGUCUGUGGCGCAAAAGCUGCGGGCGGAGGUCUAUGGUCUCUUCGAGGUGAUGUUGGCAUGCACACUCAUGGCAGGGAGUCUGACUCGGGAGAUCAUCGAGGACCCACUUUGGGAAGCAUGGGCGGUGCUUCAGCCCAGACACCAUGUGAAAGCACGAGAAGCCAAGACAGACUGCCUUGAGCUUUUUGCUGGUGAGGCCAGGAUUUCUGGCGCCUACGCUCGACGAAAACGAGCGGUGUUGCAACCUCGUGAUGUGAGGUACAAUCACGAUCUUCGUCGUGGGCAUGACCAAGAGGAAGUCCUUGAGGAUAUCCUGCACCAUAGACAAAAGGAGUCCAAACUCGUGAAGUUCACUAGCAGAGUUUUUGAGCUGCAAAGUGGACUCGGUGGCAUAGCUGUGAUUGAAAAUCCCCGUGGGAGUGACUUGUGGCGGCACCCGGAGCUACAGCGCUUCUUGGGUGAGCGGGCAUGCUUUGCUGAUGUAGAUCUUUGCACUUUUGGGCUGCGCAGCUUGCAAGAUGGCAGGCCUUUGCGCAAGCCCUUGGCCUUGAUGACCAAUGAUCAGGCCUUCGCUGAUGAAAUUUCCCAGCGGUGCCAAGAUCCAUCACAUGAUCACCGACCCAUUCAAGGCAGAGACACCGCAUGGACAGCAGUAUACCCAACCGCAUUUGCCUCAGCUGUGGUCCACGCGGUUGACAAAGCUUGGACACGUCCGAAGGAACUCUAUGUCCAGUAUCCGAUGGACCUUGUUCCGGCGGAAGAUUCCAGAAAUGAUCCCAACAAGGCAGAAGAGAUUGAAGAGUGGGCAGAGGAACCUAUAGGAGCCAAUGCCAUCUCCUUCAAAGGCAAAGUGAAUCCCAAGGUUGCAGCAGUCCUGAAGCGAGUCCACCAGAACCUUGGCCAUCCUCCCAACCGUGACCUCAUUCGCCACUUACGAGUAGGUGGCGCUCCAGAGAAUGUGGUUCGGGCGGCUGAGCAAAUGGUGUGCCGCACAUGUGAGCGCAGUGGGAGGCCACCUUCUUCUCGGGUGGCACAACCAUGCACUGCGCUGGACUUCAAUGAGGCCAUUGCCGCAGAUGUGAUCUGGCUGGACAUGGCGGAUGCCAAGAACAAGCCAGCGCUGAACAUUGUGGACCUGGCAUCAACUUACCAGGUUGUGGUGCCCGUUGAGAGUACCAAGUCGGAGGAGCUUGGCAGAGCCAUGUUGGAGGGAUGGAUCAACUGGGCAGGCGCUCCAAAGCACUUGCUGGUGGACCUGGACCCUGGCUUCCGAGACCAGUUCCUACAACUGAUGGACAGCCGAUCCAUCACGGUGAGAUGCGCUGCUGGCCAAGCACAUUGGCAAAAUGGAGUCUGCGAAAGGCAUGGAGCUACAUGGAAAGCGAUAUGGAAGAAAUUGGUGGAGGACCUCACAGUUUUGGAGGAUGAGUUUGCGGAAGCGGUAGCAUGUACAAGUGAUGCCAAAAACCAGCUCAGGAACAAGUCUGGUUAUUCUCCCAGGCAGUGGGUGUUUGGCACACAAAUGCGCAUGCCAGGUGAUCUCUUCGACAGUCACUUGGGCCCAGAGCAAUUUGACAACAUCACGGCCGAUGAGAAGGUGAGCAGGUCACAUGCAAUCCGACUUGGCGCCCGGACAGCAUUUUUCAGCUGUCAAACCAGAGAUGCACUGCAACGAGCUUCUCAACACAAAGCCCGAGUCGACAAAGCUGACUAUGACGCCGGUGACCUGGUUUACAUCUAUCGUGAACUCCGGCAAAGAAAAGGGAAAAAGAGCGGGAGCGCUUGGAUUGGACCAGGCACUGUCAUUGGACGUGAAGGACACAAUUUCUGGGUAGCGCGUGGUGGGAGGUGCCUUCUUGCUGCACCAGAACAUUUGCGCAUUGCCCAUCACGAAGAGAUCUCCGAGAUGAUCAGACUCAAAACAUCCAUGAAGGAAUUGCGCGAGGUCAUCGACAAGGCAGACGAUGACAUCAUCGACCAAGACUAUGAAGGUGAGGAUCACAUAGCUGGCGGUUCUCUGCCAGCUGACAUGGAAUGGGAACAAGACCCGCCUGGGGUGGAGGAACAAUUGGACAUGGAGGUGGAAGAAGCUGGCAGUGCAAUUGGACAAGCUCUUCGACGAGAAAGACAGUUGGAGGCCCAUGCUCGACGUCGGCAAGCGUUGGACGACGUGCCCUUCAAUUUGAAGAGACAACGAGGCCAACAAGCAUUCAUGGUCAAGCACGCCAUCUCCGAGAAAGGGAAAGAAAAACAACUUGAAAAGGAACUCCCCUGGCAGCUCAUACCGCCAGAUGAAAGAGAGAUGUAUCGUGCAGCAGAACUGAAACAAUGGGAAGAGCACGUCCAAUUUGAUGCUGUUCGUGCUUUGAGCGUUGAAGAAAGCAUUGAAGUCAUCAAGAAGGUCAAGCCGGAGCGCAUCCUGAACUCACGAUUCCUUUACAGGGACAAAAACUAUGCAAAAAGAAAGGCUGAUCCCAGCGUUCCUGCGAAGCCAAAAAAGCCAGGCUCUGCAUUGCUGGUCAGAAUGACCCUGAUCUGGGCAAGGUCAUGGCUGGUCAGUGUGGGAGAUAUCCGAGCUGCAUUUCUCAAUGGCAUUCAGGCACCCCGGGAGUUGUACUUCCGCCAACCAAAACGUGGCAUCCCAGGACUUCGACCUGAACAAAUCAUCGAGGUACUCAAAGGGGUGUUUGGACUCAGCACAAGUCCAAAAUUGUGGUGGAUGAAACUUUCUGGCGACCUGAAAAAGAUGAAGAUCCACUUUGACGGCCACACCUUCCACAUUGUGCAGAAUGUCGUCGACCCUUGCGUAUUUCAAAUCAUCCAUGACAAAGAACAACGUGUGGCAGGGCUGCUCCUGACACACGUGGAUGACUUGAUGUUGAUGGCCGAACCCAAUUUGGCUCGGCAUGUCCAAGGAAAACUCAAAGAGAUGUUCCCGGUAGAUGAAUGGGAAGAAAACGACUUUGAGUAUGUCGGUUGUGAAUACCAUUGCUUGGCGGACAAGAUUGAGAUCACUCAAAAGAAUUACAUUGGCAACCGAGUGGAGAAGGUCACCAUUGGAGGGGGGCACAACGACACUGAGAGUGCCUCCGUGGAACAGGUGGAGGAGAAUAGAACAGUGAUAGGUUGCCUAUCAUGGUUGGCCAAACAAACCAGGCCAGACAUUCAAUUUCAAGUUUGCCAAGCACAGAGAAAGCAACGGUCUCCGACCAUCCAUGAUUUGAAGCAGACCAACAAAGCCGUGACGGAUGCUCUCCAGUUCAAAGAUUGCGGGAUCACUCUACGCAAAAUCCCGGAAAACAACCUCUGCUUCAUAGCUUUCCACGAUGCGGCUUGGGGCAACACUGACCCUGACCAUGCGGUUCCACAAGAUGAAGAGUGGCUGGGCGGACAUCAGGUGGCAUCACAACUUGGGUCACUGAUCCUCUUAGCUGAUGAGAACUGCAUGGGGCCCAACGGUGGGAAUUUCAGCCUUGUAGACUGGAAGAGCAAAGCCUCACAGAGGGUGUGCCGUUCUACUUUUGCAGGCGAGACAAUGGCCUGCUCAGAAGCGCUCGAAGGAGCACUCUUUUUGCGCGGGCUCUUUACAUCCUUUGGGACUGGAGUUCGCGUUCCAGACCAUCAAGGUGGAGCUUAUCAUCCGCUCCAUCUCAUCACCGAUUGCAGAAGCCUCUAUGAUCACAUUCAUCGCGAAGGGAUUCCCCGUGCUCCGAGUGAGAAAAGAUUGGCGAUUGACCUUGCAGGUCUGAGACAGGCCUUGGUGAUUGAGGCCGAGCACCAGUGGCGCAAAAAGCACGGAGAUCCAUUUAAGCCUACUCCUGAAACUCCACUUCGACCUCCUUUGCACUGGCUUCCGACUCAAGAACAAAUGGCUGAUCUAUUGACCAAGCGACUGAAGCCCGAUGAGUGGUGGAGUAGGAUUAACCAAGGAUGGAUGAGUCUUCCGCUGAAACAGCAUGCACCAGGAAGACAAAAUUUCCAGGAUUUGGUACCAGUGUAA
Cladocopium goreaui is the source of this 5343-nucleotide messenger RNA. NCBI's taxonomy places the organism in Eukaryota, Dinophyceae, Suessiales, Symbiodiniaceae. The record is from the annotation of a GenBank genome assembly.